GUCACUUCCGUAAACAGGACUCUUUACCUUUACUGAAUAAACUCCAUUAUUGUACAAAUGUUAAAUGCAGCCAGCUAGCUAACGUUAAAUAGAUAUUUUAAUAACAGUUCAUAUUAAAUACCACGUUCAAACGAGACAAAAACUAACAGCUAACGAGAUAUAAUUAAUGAAAAUAUCUUAAAACAAUAUUUGUCAGGCUGACGUCUCCGUGUUGUUGCUUCCUCCCCCUCAGCCCUGCGUCGUGCCGUGCCGUGCCGUGCCGUGCCGGGCCGUGCGGUGGAUGGGAGGGGGAGUUGUUUCGGGGUGGCGGGCCGGGGUAUCGCGUCUGUCGGCUCGGCUCCUCGGUGUUGAGCUAGCACACUUGUCGCCUGCCCGCAUCCAGUAUGGAUAGUUCACAAGAAGAAUGAAAAAUAGCGACUAUCAUCGUGGCAGCUGCUUUUGUUGGUAAAUACGACUCAUGCACGGCUGCUGUUGCCAUCGAGAUCAUUUUCAAGCUUUGACGUCCCCCUGAAGAGAGUUAGCAGCUAUGGCCGAACAAGACCUUUGUCCUCACCUGGACUCCAUAGGAGAGGUCACCAAGGAGGACCUCCUCCAGAAAUCCAAGGGAACUUGUCAGUCUUGUGGUGCAGGGGGCCCAAACCUGUGGGCCUGUCUGCAGAAUGACUGCCCAUAUGUGGGUUGUGGAGAGUCCUACUCUGAUCACAGCACCCUGCAUUCACAGGCCAAGAAGCACAACCUGACUGUCAACCUGACCACGUUCAGGAUCUGGUGUUAUGUGUGUGAGCGGGAGGUGUUUUUGGAGCACAGGCCUGCGCUGGUUCCUGUACCUGCUGCACCCCACCACUGUAAAGCCACAGAGCAGGAAGCUGCUCCUCAGCCAGUAGGUCACCCACUAAAAGCCGUACCAAUUGCUGUGGCAGAAGAAGAAGGUUCGGAGUCAGAGGAGGAUGAGCUUAAACCCAGAGGCUUGACAGGAAUGAAAAAUAUUGGAAACUCCUGCUACAUGAAUGCAGCUCUUCAAGCCUUGUCCAACUGUCCUCCUCUCACUCAGUUCUUCCUGGACUGUAGUGGAUUGGUCCGGACCGAUAAGAAACCUGCUCUCUGUAAGAGCUAUCAGAAACUCAUCUCAGAACUCUGGCAUAAAAAACGGCCCAGCUAUGUCGUCCCUACCAGUCUGUCUCAUGGCAUCAAACUAGUAAACCCCAUGUUUCGUGGUUACGCUCAGCAGGUAGGGGCAAGCACCCAGCAGGACACCCAGGAGUUCCUGCGUUGUCUGAUGGACCAGUUACACGAAGAGCUGAAGGAGCCUCUGACAGAGUGUAGCAUGAGCGGAGAGGGAAGUGAUGGGGAGGAGAUAAGAGAUGGAGAACGCUCCCCAUCUGAGGAUGAAUUCCUAUCCUGCGACUCGGGCUCCAGCAGUGACCGGGGGGAGGGAGGAGGACUGGGUGACGGUGAGCUGCUCCUGCAGGAUGAGUGUGAUGGGGUCAGGCCACCGGCAGUAGGGGUGGUGGGCGUCAGUACUGGCGGGGUGAUCUCGGAGAAGGAGAGGCUGAAGGAAAGGAGGGUGUCUGGCUCACCCCUACGUGGAGGCUCGCAAGAGAUGGAUGAGGAUGCUGAUGUGGAUACAGCAGCUGAAGAGGGGGUUACUGAGAGGGGAGAGGAAGAGGAGUUAACGCCAACCGCAAACACCGAGGUCCAAAACCAAGAGAACAACCAGUUAACUGCUACUGGGCAAGGGCAAACCCAGAGCAACAACUCCUCAGAGCCAGACAAUGAAGUGUCCAUGACCCAGACCCAGUCCACUCCCUGCAGUCCGGUGCGAACCCUUCAGGAGCUGCAUCCCAAACUGUCCUCCAGCCCACCUCGCUCCAGCCCGCUCCGCUCUGCAGGACCUGCAUACUCCUUCAAAAAAGCUCAGCUGCUGCUCAGUGCCAGGAAGAAGAAACAGUCUCACUAUCGCAGUGUGAUCUCUGACAUCUUUGAUGGCUCUAUCCUCAGUCUGGUCCAGUGUUUAACCUGUGACAGGGUCUCUACUACAGUGGAAACUUUUCAAGACCUGUCCCUCCCUAUUCCUGGUAAAGAGGACCUGGCAAAGCUUCACUCCUCUAUACAUCAGAACCUCCCAGUCAAGACGGGCGUGUGUCCCGACACAUACAGCUCGCAGGGCUGGAUCUCCUACAUCAUGGACUCUAUACGCCGGUUCGUAGUCUCAUGUAUCCCCACUUGGUUUUGGGGCCCCAUGGUAACCCUAGAGGACUGCCUCGCUGCCUUCUUUGCUGCAGACGAACUCAAAGGGGACAACAUGUACAGCUGUGAGAGAUGUAAAAAGUUGAGAAAUGGGGUCAAAUAUUGCAAAGUGCUUAGACUUCCUGAGAUUCUGUGCAUUCACCUAAAGCGCUUCCGGCACGAAGUCAUGUACUCUUUCAAGAUUAGCAGUCAUGUAUCUUUCCCAUUGGAGGGCCUUGACAUGCGACCUUUCCUGGCUAAAGAGAGUCCAUCGCAAGUCACCACUUACGACCUGCUGUCAGUCAUUUGUCACCAUGGCACUGCAGGAAGUGGACACUACAUAGCUUACUGUCAGAAUGUGAUCAAUGGCCAGUGGUAUGAGUUUGAUGACCAGUAUGUCACAGAAGUCCAUGAGACAGUGGUGCAGAAUGCAGAGGCCUAUGUGUUGUUCUAUAGGAAAAGUAGUGAGGAGUCGGUGAGAGAGAGGCAGAAGGUCGUGGCUCUGGCCAAUAUGAAGGAGCCCAGCCUGCUGCAGUUUUACAUCUCCAGAGAAUGGCUGAACAAAUUCAACACCUUCGCCGAACCAGGCCCCAUCAGCAACCACACAUUUCUUUGUCAGCAUGGAGGAAUCCCUCCUAAUAAAUACCACUACAUUGAUGAUCUGGUUGUGAUUGUUCCCCAGAAUGUGUGGGAGUACCUUUACAACAGUUUUGGAGGCGGUCCAGCAGUGAACCACCUCUAUAUGUGCGCCAUCUGCCAAGUGGAGAUUGAAGCUCUGGCUAAACGCAGAAAAAUGGAAAUAGACACUUUCAUCAAGCUAAACAAAGAGUUUCAGGCUGAGGAGGCUCCGACUGUAAUCCUGUGCAUCAGCAUGCAGUGGUUCAGAGAGUGGGAGAGCUUUGUGAAAGGCAAAGACAAUGAGCCACCUGGUCCCAUCGACAACAGUAAAAUUGGCGUUAUGAAAGGAGGACACAUACAACUCAAGCAAGGUGCAGACUAUGGUCAGAUCUCAGAGGAGACGUGGCAGUACUUGUUGGGUAUUUAUGGCGGAGGCCCUGAGAUCGCAGUGAGACAGACGGUGGCCCCGGCUGACCCUGACAGCCUUCAUGGAGAGAGGAAGAUUGAGGCAGAGACCAGAGCACUUUGAGAAAAAAAGAGGUCUUCUGAUUCCCCUUUCCACUCCUGCCCUCACAGGAAGCUGAGGAAUUUGCACCUUGGUGACGAUGCCUCGCCGUGAGCACUUUGUAAAUGUAGCAACGCAUUAUUCUGAAGCCGUGUUGCAAAAGGGUGAACCGGUACUUAAAUAUCACGUAGUUUAUUUAUUGGAAAACUCUGAACCUCAGUGUUUAGGUGUAAAAAAAUAAAUGGAGUUGUUUUUGGUAGCUAUGAUGUUUCAGUGGCUGCUGUAGUGACUAGGUGUCAUAUACUGCUAAACUGGCCAGCAGACAGCUACUGGUGUCAUGAACCAGUUUGCUGAGGAGGAGAGCAGAACUACAGUGUGAUGUUUGGUUUGAGGACUUUUAUUCCUCAAUGGAAACAACAACUAAGAGACAUUAUUAAGCUUUCUGUUGUUUGCCUGUUUACUAGUUACAUAGCAACAAGUUCAGACAUCAUCAAGUGAGAUAUUGCAUAAAUCUUCCUCUUGCACCUCCAACCUUAAAUACACAGUAUAACUAAUCCCUCAGGAACGGAAGUCUUUUGAUUGUUUGAGCCGGUGAAACAAUUAUAUUGACAGAGAAUAAGAAGAAAAACACAGCAGGGUUGUUUCAAACCACAAAACAUGCAUGUGUUCCAAAAAAGCGUUUUCACGGUCAUUUGUAUUUGAAAAGCUUCAAAAAGCUUCAAAAUGCAUGUAAUGGCAACUUCUUCAUCUGGACCUGUAGGGACUUUUCACUCACAGGAUCGAGUUUAUUUGCUCAAACACACAACACCUUAAGGUGCUCAAAAUGAUUACUGAUCCUGUCCAGCACUAUCCAUAAAUAGGCAUACAGAUAUAUGGCUCUAAUUUUAAACAGAGUAGAUACAUUUCUGAAAAGACUAACUAUUUUAGGUCAUAUAUGGCAAGAGUGCAGGAGUUAAGUAAGAGGAGGAUUACAUAGCUGGUGCAAUAACGGUACAUUUGCUGAGGGGUAAUUAGAGAAUCUUAACUGGCUUUUCUUUUAAUAGCCUACAUAGGUUUGAAAUUCCUCUGAAACAUCACAGUGUGAAUUCCCUGAUAUCAGUUCUUAAAAGAGAUUAUUCCAAAAUGACUAAUAAUGCAGUACCUGUAUAUACCAAGAGAGGACAGUAUGAAAUGAAAUGUAAUGUAACAAUUCAGCAAGAUAAAAAAACCAAUCUGACAGCAUCACAAAUAAUUAGCACAACAUGCACAAAUCCAGACCUGUUACAACAGAAUGAUCAUUUAUGAUUAGUAUCUGAUUUAUGAAGUAUAUUUUCUUAUUUUUUGAAUAAUAUCUUAAUUGUGCAUGUUUCGUUAUCAGAAAGAUGAAGCUGUACCCUGUGGUAGGGACACUACAUUAUGAGGUAUUUGCUUGUAAAAAAAUAUGUGCAUCUGCAACUUGCAUUUUUGUUGAAGAUGCAUUUUAAAAUGUGUAAAAAUACACCUGUGUUUGCCAAUUUAGACACCAUGGCUUGUUUACUCAAAUGAUAUUCCUGUGUGCAGUUUGAACUUCCUCCACCCUCACAGGAAACAGUCCCCUAUCUGCAGCACUUCGAGUCGAUAAACUAGAUUGACAUCUUGCUUUUUUCAAAUAUCUUUUCAUUAUAAAGAAGAGUAUAAAGAGUGCUGUGCAAUUUAACAACAACAUUUGAGACAACUCAAACAGCUCCUAAAAUUCCCUUCCAGCUUCUAUUUGAAGCAACCAACAUGCAGAGUUGCUCAGAUUGUUUUUGUUUUUGUUUGUUUGUUUGAUAAUUUAUAGUUGUAACUAAGUUUUGAUCUGAAAUCUCAAUAGUUAUAUAUUGUUGUGUUAUUUUUUAUUUAUUGUGCAAUUCAUUUUACAGCAUAAUCAAUGCAAUAUUAAUGUGCCAGGGUGAAAUUUAGUCCAAGCUCAGCUAAAUAAACAGUGUCCUCUAUCUCAUUGUAGAUAAUCACAUGCUUGCCUUUUUUUACUGUACAGAUCUGCAUAGGCAAUGUUUGCCACCACAUUUGAAUCAGUUAAACCUAGCAUUGUGGUAGAGCGAAUAACGCAUGGGAAAUGCAAGAGAAGAAGAAUGUGUGACUGCUUUUCUCCUGUCCUUUAAUUAAAUAGUCUAAUUUACUAAAUAUUGUUAAUAAAGACCAAUUUUGAAAAAAAUCUUAUUUAUUUUCUGUUAAAUUGAAUUAUAAUUAUAGUUCUGUUUAAAUAGCAUUAUCAAUUUAAUUAAAAUUUUCAUUUAUAAGAUUACAACAAUUCUGAAUUUUGAUUCAAUUUACAUUAACUACUGAUGCUAAAAUCCCCUGAGCAUAAACAACCAAUGGAAAAUUGAUAAAUUAUUUUUUAACGUUUUCAUUUAUCAAUAAUCAUUACGUCGUAAUUAUACUUAUUAGACUUGUAUAGAGAACCCUCCUGGAAAUAAAAUACUGCUACUAAGCUGUUACCAGUCUAAACGUCCACAAGACUAGUUAGUCAAACAAAAGACAGCACAGUAACUUGAAGCCCAUUUGUGAAAAGAAAAGCAGCAAGAAUUGCUUAUAAAAACCUGUGAUUUUUAAUGCCAAAUAACGGAAAGUAAGAAAGAACACUGAUUUUUCUUUUGAUCUUCAGUGGCCAUGCAGUAUUCCCAUAUGGAUACAGUAGCUCUUGCCUUCUGCUUCUUUUCCUUUUUAUUUGAACCUGUUUUUUUGUAGCAGCUUUGUAGAGAUCUGAAAUAUAGACAAGGAAAUUAUGAGUUGAAAUGUAAAGAAUAUGAUAAUUUAAUAAUUGAUGAUCUGCAAUAUGUAAGUCAUCCUACCUUGGAAUACAGUGCCUUCAAGCCCCUACACACCCACAAUGCAUAGGUGUUUACAUAUUAUGGCUAAUUACAAAUGUGGGAAAAGUUAUAACUUCAUCAUUUGAAGUUUAAUUCAUGAAGUUUGGUCACCUCAUAUACAUUCCCAGCAUAUCUCUCUGCUCAACUUUAUUCUGAGUAUGAACCUUAAUCGGCCAGAAUAAGGGAAAGCACCUGUGUGGGUAUGCAGGGGCUUCGUUUAAAUUACCAUCCACCUUGACUUUACAAAGGUCUAUGUGCAUCAAUUAAUCUCUCAGCUGUAUUUCAUUGUAAGAUCAAUCAGAAAAGGUGACACAGAUCCCAAAGAUUUAAUUAGACUGGUCUACGUAACAUAUGAUGCGUUGUUUGUUUUUGUAAGGAGGCAGUGGGAUGUAGAAUGCACAUGCAAUAGUUUGGCUUUUUUGCCAAGAGUUUGGCGAGAAGGCCGAUACCACUCUCACACCUAUGAGGUAAAUAUUAGAUUACCACCACCAGCCAGUUAGCUUAGCUUAGCAGAAAGACUGGAAACAGAGAAACAACUGUUCUGGCUCGUAACAAAAUUGGCCUCCGAGCACGUCCAAAGCUCACUAAUUAAAGGUUCUCUCUUGCUUUUUUUGAAGUUUGAAAACGACAAGGUGUGGCCAGAUUUUCCCCUCUGCUUUCAGUCGGUAGGCUACGCUAAGCUAACCGGUUGCUGGCUGUAGCUUCACAUUUAGCAUGCAGACAUGAGAGGGGUUUUCUCUUUCGCACUCCCAAAAUGUUAAAUUAUUCCUUUGUGCCUAGAGUCAUUUUGUGUUAUGAACAGCUAUGAGAUUCCAGGACAAGCAAGCUUGUGAAACAUACUGAAUCCGAUUAAGUCCAACAUGCUCGGCACACAUAUUCAGAAGUGUAAUUAUCAGAAAAGCAGCUUUAACAUUCCCUGUGUAAUAUAUCCAACAAGGGACACCGUAACCCAAAAUACCCACGAUGUUUUAAAAGAUCUUUUUCACUGCAGAUAUUUUGACUUGUCAUAGUAGGAAAAGCACUAAUAUUAGUAAUUGCUAAGUGUGAUAGUAAGCCAUGCUAGUGAGGAAGAAUGCAUGGAGGAAAUGGAAGGCAGCUGGGUAGUUUCCAAGAUGGCAGAGCAUACAAUACAUUGCAAGUGGUAGCGUUCUUGACUCUUUAAACCUCCUUUAUGAACUGACACCAGAAGCCAACAUUGCAAAUAUACAUGGAAUUCUGAGUUGUGCUUCUUGGCAUAUGGUCCAGUCCAAUAUUCAAUUUCUUUUAGCUCUGGUUUUGGUCCCUACCAACUCCUGACCGAAACAUCUGGCUGUUUAGUUGCUAAAUGCUCCACUAUAUUCACCAGCUGGGUCACUAAAUGUCUUCCGUUUGGUGCUGAGCAGAUAGCGUACAGGUUUUGUUUGGGUUUGGUUGCGCUACAACCCAGCUAACGUCACUGUAAUGGCUAACGUUAACCAAGCAAGCAUUGAGCAGUUAUAUGGUUUCCCGACUCUCUCAUGAAAUACAUGAAGUUCCCCGGAGUCGCCAUAUCCUCCAGAAUAGCCCAGGACCAAAACGAUCAAAUACAGAGCAGGCAGCCAUUAUUAAUUAUUUCACUUGAACUUCACCCCUCCCACUAUGACAUGUCAAACAUCAGCCAUGUUGUUUAACUUUAUUUCUGACAUUUUUUUUAUGUGUCCAAAGAGCAAUUCAUCAAUUUCAAUAAGAGGACACAGAAUUGUCCACUUGUCGUAGGUAAAAUGUGUUGUAGCCUUUGUGGGUUUUUUUUUUUUUUGUUUUUUUUUCCAACACAUGGUCAGUGUGUAUCUACAAGACAUAAUAUUAAUACUACAGAGAUGUGUGUGCUAUGUUUUUGGGGGAAUAAGUGCAAUGAAAAAAAGACAAAUCUUUGUGCAAUCUUAGCCCUGUCAUCAAAGAGACACCAGACAGCUGUCGAACACAGAAGUCUGAACAGCUGAUAUGCAGCUUAAUCUAUUGCGGUGUUGAAAAAUGUUGAGUAGUAAUUAUUUAAUUAUCCCCACCUGGGAGUUUGUUUGCCUGUGUUACAGCACGUAUCUAUGCGUGUUUCCAUUUGACUGGAAAACACUGCUGUGGUUCGAUAGAGUUCACACGUAAUAUCAUGACACCCUGCAGACAGCCGACAGGAUUUUGCUGACUCAUGUUUUCCCUACAUUUUACAGUGUGGCUGUUGUGGUCAUGGUUAUGGUGAUAAGAGGGGGUUUAAGUGGUUGACCUCAAUUCAAUGGGAUGUCUUAAUGUCUGUAGAACUUAUGUAAUUACUCAUGACUGGUUAAAUGAUUAAAAUUGCCUGGUCUUUGA
This is a messenger RNA of Dicentrarchus labrax (European seabass), 8496 nucleotides long. RefSeq names its product ubiquitin specific peptidase 20 (gene usp20). Gene Ontology annotation, biological process: protein deubiquitination. Gene Ontology annotation, molecular function: zinc ion binding; cysteine-type deubiquitinase activity. NCBI's taxonomy places the organism in Eukaryota, Metazoa, Chordata, Actinopteri, Moronidae. The coding region runs from base 527 to 3373 and encodes 948 amino acids. The record is from RefSeq and is a predicted model, not a curated record. The transcript has 25 exons.